GGGCGGGGCGGGCCAGGCGGCGGCAGAGGCUGAGGCGGCGGAGGCGGCGGCGGUGACGAUCGAGGCAGCUGCAGAGGCCACUGAGGCGCUGUGUGGGUGGCGUGCGGGCCGCAGUAGCCUUGAGCAGCCUCUUCGCGUGGCCCCGCACUCCCCGUGCAGCGGCGGGUCGCCGCGCUCAGCCGGCCAGUGAGCUGCAGCGAGCCCACCCCGGUGCGGCGGCAGCGACUGCGGACAGGUUAGAUUGGGGGCAGGGACGAGCGCGGUAGCAGCCCGGGGCCAAAGAGAGAGCCUGAGCUAGGCCAUCUCCAACCAUGUCCGACGAGGCGUCGGCCACCACUUCGUACGAGAAGUUUCUAACCCCCGAGGAACCCUUCCCGCUUCUGGGACCUCCUCGCGGGGUGGGCACCUGCCUGAGCGAGGAGCCGGGCUGCCUGGACAUCAGCGACUUCGGUUGCCAGCUGUCCUCCUGCCAUCGCACCGACCCACUGCACCGUUUCCACACCAACAGGUGGAACUUGACUUCUUGUGGAACAAGUGUUGCCAGCUCAGAAUGCAGUGAGGAGCUGUUUUCAUCAGUUUCUGUUGGAGAUCAAGAUGAUUGCUAUUCCCUGUUAGAUGAUCAAGACUUCACUUCUUUUGAUUUAUUCCCCGAGGGGAGUGUCUGCAGUGAUGUCUCCUCUUCUAUUAGCACUUACUGGGACUGGUCAGAUAGUGAGUUUGAAUGGCAGUUACCAGGCAGUGACAUUGCCAGUGGGAGUGAUGUGCUUUCUGAUGUCAUACCCAGUAUUCCAAGUUCACCUUGCCUGCUUCCAAAAAAGAAAAACAAACACCGGAAUUUAGAUGAACUUCCUUGGAGUGCAAUGACAAAUGAUGAGCAGGUGGAAUAUAUUGAGUAUCUGAGUCGUAAAGUCAGUACUGAGAUGGGUCUUCGGGAGCAACUUGAUAUUAUUAAAAUCAUUGAUCCUUCUGCUCAAAUCUCCCCUACAGACAGUGAGUUUAUUAUUGAACUUAACUGUCUCACAGAUGAAAAACUGAAGCAGGUCAGAAACUAUAUCAAGGAGCAUAGCCCUCGCCAACGGCCUGCAAGAGAGGCCUGGAAGAGAAGCAACUUUAGUUGUGCAAGCACCAGUGGAGUGAGCGGUGCCAGUGCCAGUGCCAGCAGCAGCAGUGCCAGCAUGGUCAGUUCUGCAAGCAGCAGUGGGUCCAGUGUUGGAAACUCUGCUUCAAACUCCAGUGCCAACAUGAGUCGAGCACACAGUGACAGCAACCUGUCUGCAAGUGCAGCAGAGCGGAUUCGGGAUUCAAAAAAGCGUUCCAAGCAGCGGAAGUUACAGCAGAAGGCCUUACGCAAGAGGCAGCUGAAAGAGCAGAGGCAGGCUCGGAAGGAGAGGCUCAGUGGGCUCUUCCUUAAUGAAGAAGUGCUGUCCUUGAAAGUGACUGAGGAAGACCACGAAGCAGAUGUAGAUGUUUUGAUGUAAUUAAGGGUGAAUUUAUCAGUGUUCUUAGGCAAGCAUUGAAGUAUUCUAUCCUUAUUUGUUUACAUGCAUCUUGACCAAAAUUUUGAUUAGGGCUGUGCUUGAUGUACCAUUAAUAAUUUAGGUCAGUGGUUCUCACCGUGUGGUCUCCAGGUCAGCAGCACCAGGAUCACCUGGGCACUGGUAAGAAAUGCAGAUUAUCAGCUCAACCCCAAACCUUGUGGGGGAUGGGCCCAGCAUGGUGUUUUAACAAGUUUUCCAGGUGAUUCUGAUACACAUUCUAGUUUAAGAACCACUAACUUAGGUAAAUGUUUUGGCUGUUUAAACUGUGUAGUAGUUGAGUGGACUUUUUCAAAGACUAGUACUGUUACACUUCAAGGUACUGCUGACAACUAAUUUAUGUCAGUAUACAUACAUGUGUAGAGAUCAUAAUUCAGUUCCCUUCUUAAUGUCACAAUUUCCUUUUGGUAGUAUUAGUUUAUUUUUUCCAAAGGGCCACAGCAUGAUUCUCAGUUCCUAGCAGAAACCUUUUUUUUUGAAGUGGGCAGUAUGGCUUGCUGUUUACAAUAGUGCCUUCGUUGGUUUAGUUCUAUCUAUUUUCAUUCAUUAUUCACUCAAAGGUAGAAGAACAGGCCCUGAUGUUUUUCCUGUUAGAUUUGUUUUUCAUUUUAUGUAAAUUCAGAAUUCUUUCUGUAGGUGAUGACUACUGAGGCAAUAAUGUUAUUAGUAGCUGAAUUUUAGAUUUGAUGCCAUGUGAUUAAUAUUCAGUAGAGAAAGCAAUCAGGCAAAACAACCGAUUCUGCUUUUCCACGGUCUUCUGAAAUUUUAGGCUGUAAAACUGUCUCAGACAGAUUUUCUCUUAAGUUCUUUUUGUUGGCCAUUUGUUUGUUUCCGCACAGCUCUAAUUUUAAAAUAUUUGGUAUGACAGCUUCUGGCAUGUGAACAAGUUCAUAUUCAAAAUUAACUGAUGAAAACCCUUAAAAUUCUGUUAAACUUCUCUAUAAAUUGCUAGAAAUAGACCAAGCAGUGAAAUAUAGAAGACACUUUAACUUGUUGGUAAUUAAUAGAACUCUAAUUUUAAAUGUAAAAAUUAUGGCAUUACUUUAAAUGUUUUCCUAGAGAGUUUGUUAUAAUGAAUAUUAGAAAUAGUGUGUAUCGUUUUCUUCUACUGACGUCUUUGAACGUUCACAUGGGUUAAAGAUGGAAACUGAUACUACUGACAAUCAAGCUGCUUUCUGAUUUUCCUAAUGUUUUGUUUUUAUUGUGGAUAAUGUUUUGGGGGUGAUAAUGAUUCUGUAGGAGGAGGAGUUGUAAUCAGUGUUUGUUUAAACUCUAGAGCACAGAGGUUAAUGGAUUUCUACGUUUUCUUUUGUUUUAACUUUUUGUUCUGUCAAGUGGCUCAUUAAGAAAAAGAUUAAAAGCUAAAUUCUCAAUUCUCAGUUGACAAAAGACUUCACUUACAAUCAUGUUUUUGAAAUUUUGAUUUCAUCUUGGUUCCUUGAAGGCCAAAUAAUGGAAACUGAGGAUAAAAAUUAAUAUAUUGCAGCUUUGCUGAGGUCUGUGGUAUGGUGGUAACAUUCUGAAGACUACUAAAUUCAUAUUUUAAAGUUUUACUAAGAUAAAAGCAUAUGUGUGUGUAUAGUUUUCA
This is a messenger RNA of Trichechus manatus latirostris (Florida manatee), 3123 nucleotides long. RefSeq names its product family with sequence similarity 199, X-linked (gene FAM199X). Lineage: Eukaryota; Metazoa; Chordata; Mammalia; Sirenia; Trichechidae. The coding region runs from base 312 to 1478 and encodes 388 amino acids. The transcript has 6 exons. The record is from RefSeq and is a predicted model, not a curated record.